Messenger RNA from Mercenaria mercenaria, 2330 nucleotides. RefSeq names its product ectonucleotide pyrophosphatase/phosphodiesterase family member 5-like. The record is from RefSeq and is a predicted model, not a curated record. The transcript has 5 exons. The coding region runs from base 115 to 1617 and encodes 500 amino acids. NCBI's taxonomy places the organism in Eukaryota, Metazoa, Mollusca, Bivalvia, Venerida, Veneridae.
CUUUUACCAUCAAUUGCCAUUCUCUUACAUAUGUUACAAUUUUAGUGCUGUCGUUUGAGCCGGUCUUUUAGAGAUUCAUAGUAUUGUAAAAAGAAAAAGACAUUGAAACAUCACAUGGAACAUGGAACUUUUGUAUCCGCUUUUAAGAUUUAUGUUGCCUUGCUCACGUUCAAGAGUACUUCUGCCAGCACUUCCCUGUCAAAACUGAUAUUGAUAUCAAUGGAUGGAUUUAGAUAUGAUUAUCUUGAUUUGGUACCUCCAAAUGAAGCUGAACAUUUCCGGUAUAUGAUCAAAAAUGGCGUGAAAGCAAAAUCAAUCAUGAACGUUUUCCCAACUGCUACCUAUCCGAACCAUUAUACAAUGAUCACAGGAUUAUAUCCAGAAAGUCAUGGAAUUGUUCAUAACCUAUUCCUCGAUACUCAUUGGAACGAAUAUUUCGUGUAUGAUGAUAGAAGAGAUAAUGUUGAUCCAUUUUGGUACGAUGUAGGCGCUGAACCAAUUUAUGUGACAAACAAGAAGGCAGGUGGUUCUUCAGGCUCUGUUGUGUGGCCAGCUGGCAUUGGGGAAGUGAAGGGAAUUAAACCAGACAGAUUAGUGCCUGAUGCAAAUUCGUUUACGGAAAUGAAUAGCACAGAGCGUGUGGAUACAUUAAUUAAAUGGUUCACAGAUAAGAACAAUCCAAUUAACUUGGGUCUUCUAUACUUCCUAGAACCAGAUGAAACAGCCCAUGCCUCCGGUGCUGGCUCUAAGAAUGUUACAGACUUGAUAAAGGGUGAUUUAAAUGGCGCUUUAGGAUAUUUAUUUCAGAGAUUAAAAGAAAAUAAUUUAUUUGACGAGAUGAACAUCAUUUUGACAGCAGACCAUGGAUUUGUCAAUUAUACUAAGGAUAAAGCUGUGUUACUUAAUAAUUAUUUGAACUCUUCCUGGUAUAAAACUGGAGCUGAAGAUUUUAGAAAAAAUGGAAACCGUAUAUCUGUGAAUAUAUUCCCUGAAGAUGGGCAAGAAGAAAAUAUAUUAAAGGCAUUACGCAAUGUUAAAUAUUUGAAAGUCUACAAGAAAGGUGACAGUGAUCUGGUCAGCCUACACUACAAUUCUAGUGACAGAAUUGCCCCAGUUGUUAUUACUGGGUCAGAAGAGGGCGUAACUAUAUAUCCAACUGAAGCUGAUAGGGACUUCCAUACAACUGGACUUGUUGGUGUCCACGGUUAUAAUCCUCAUUUGGUUCCUGACAUGCGGCCUUUCUUCGUAGCAAUGGGUCCAACUUUCAAAAAGGACUAUGUGUCUGAACACUUCAACUCCGUGGACAUAUACCCUCUUAUGUGCAGCAUAUUAGGUAUUGAACCUGCUCCAAAUAAUGGCUCAUUCGGGAAUGUGAAAGGCAUAUUACGAGAGAAAUCAAUUACAGAUAAAUUAUCAGUUACCGGGAUCACAUUUCUUGUUAUUGUGGGACUUAGUGUAACAUUGGCAGGAAUAUAUGCUAUAUGUGUCUGUCAUAAUGCAAGAAAUAAUCGAAGAUUUAUGUUGCAUGGCAACAACAGACGAUCUGGAGUUGUUACAUCCCUUAGAUCUCCGACACACCAUUUGCUCAAUAGUGACGACGAAGAUGAUGAAUUUUAAGCAUAUUCAGCAAAAGCUGUAACACUUUCAUCAUAUGUAAGCAACAAGAUCCUUAUGUGGGAAAAGUGUUGAAAAUACUCAUAUUAAAGGAAAUAAAUAACAGCAUGCAUGGUAACUGUAGUUCUUGUUCUUGUUGGAUUACAUGUGCACCAAAAGCCAAUUUGACAAUGUAUUAAAUAAGCAUAUUUUUCAUAUAAUGCUGAGGUGUAAUAAGCAAAUUGAUUGCGAAUUGUUGUGAUUAUUUGUUAUUUAAAAUGUUUCUUCGCAAAGUGUCUUACGGCCAAUAUUGCAGUAGAAUCGACCAUAGAGGCUUAUUUUAAUUAUUGUAAUACAGUUGAUAUUAUUGAUAUUGCAGCAUACUUUGUGAUGAUAUUAUAAUGGCGGAUGACGUAGUCAGAUACCUUGCACUCAGUUAAGCACGUUUUGGAAGGAGCUAUUUCAAUUUAUAGUUAUUUACUUGUUAGUAAAUUGAAUUAUGUAAAUGCUAGUACUAAUUCCAACUUGUGAUAGCCUGUGUUUAAUAACGCUUACAGGACACAAUUGUUUUUCUUGGUGAAUGUAAUGGUCUUUAUUAACUCCGAUAUUACUGCAACUAUUUUUACUAUAAUUUCGAAUAAAAAUGUACAUGUGCUGGCGACCACCUUUGAUCACAAGUUUCAUUCCCGUUUGAAAUAUUUGCAGCUUCGUUCUGUAGGCGUAAUUCUUAAAUACAC